This is a messenger RNA of Rhododendron vialii, 2893 nucleotides long. Its product is annotated as conserved oligomeric Golgi complex subunit 7. The coding region runs from base 145 to 2661 and encodes 838 amino acids. Lineage: Eukaryota; Viridiplantae; Streptophyta; Magnoliopsida; Ericales; Ericaceae. Gene Ontology annotation, cellular component: COG complex. The transcript has 10 exons. The record is from RefSeq and is a predicted model, not a curated record. Gene Ontology annotation, biological process: retrograde vesicle-mediated transport, Golgi to endoplasmic reticulum; Golgi organization; intracellular protein transport.
GCUCGUAGAGCCUUGGUUACCAACUGAACUUUUUUGUUCAAAGAAAACAAAUACUCUACUGCUCCUACAAUAACUAACUGAGCUGGAAAAAACACACCCACAGAUCCGAGAGAGGAGUUGCCCAAUCACCGGUGAUCUGUGAAGAUGAUGGUGGAUCUGGGUUCCUUCUCGGACGACAAGUUCGACGCCAAGAAAUGGAUCAACGCGGCCUGCCAGGCCCGUCACCCGCAGGACCCGCUGGAGAAGCACCUCGUGGACCUGGAGAUGAAGCUACAGAUGACGUCCGAGGAGAUCGCCGCCUCCCUCGAGGACCAGAGCGCCGCCGCCAUCCUCCGUGUCCCCCGUGCCACCCGCGACGUCAUCCGCCUCCGCGACGACGCCGUCUCCCUCCGCGCCUCCGUCGCCGCCAUCCUCCAAACCCUCAAAAAGGCGGAGGGAUCUUCAGCAGAAUCUAUUGCCACCAUAGCUAAAGUGGAUACCGUCAAGAGAAGAAUGGAAGCCGCUUAUGAAACAUUGCAGGAUGCUGCUGGAUUAACCCAACUAAGUUCGACCGUUGAGGAUGUCUUUGCUAGUGGUGACCUUCCUCGUGCUGCAGAAACCUUGGCAAACAUGAGGCAUUGCUUGUCUGCAGUUGGCGAGGUUGCUGAAUUUGCAAAUGUUAGGAAGCAGCUUGAAGUCUUAGAGGAUAGACUGGACACAAUGGUUCAGCCUCGUUUAACGGAUGCUUUAUCAAAUCGCAAGGUUGAUGUUGCUCAAGAUUUGCGGGGAAUUCUUAUUCGAAUUGGAAGGUUCAAAUCUUUAGAGCAGCACUAUACCAAAGUUCACUUAAGACCUAUAAAGCAGCUAUGGGAAGACUAUGGCUCACAACAACGAGCUAUUAAGCUUGGAAGUGAGAAAAACGAACUUGAAAGGGUAUCCAAUAGUCAUGGUUUUUCGUCGAGCUUGCCAACAGUUUCAUUCUCCAGUUGGCUGCCCAGUUUUUAUGAUGAAUUACUGCUUUAUUUGGAACAAGAAUGGAAGUGGUGUAUGGUUGCUUUUCCAGAUGAUUAUAAGACUCUUGUCCCUAAGGUUCUAAUAGAGACCAUGGCAACGGUUGGUGCAAGUUUCUUAUCCCGUAUUAACCUUGCUACUGGAGAUGUUGUUCCCGAAACAAGAGGAUUGGCUAAAGGAGUGCUGGAUAUCUUAUCGGGGGAUAUGCCAAAGGGUAUUAAAGUUCAGACUAGGCAUCUCGAAGCUCUGAUUGAACUACACAAUAUGACGGGGGCUUUUGCGAGGAAUAUUCAACACCUGUUUUCAGAAUCUGAUAUCGAUGUUUUAGUGGAUACACUGAAGGCUGUAUACUUCCCAUACGAAUCUUUUAAGAAAAAGUAUGGACAGAUGGAGCGUCUUAUUCUAUCAGCUGAGAUCGCUGGAGUAGAUCUUAGGGGAGCUGUUGCGCGUGGCAUUGGAGCCCAAGGAGUUGAACUUAGUGAAACAGUUCGAAGAAUGGAAGAAUCUAUUCCACAGGUCAUUCUUCUUCUUGAAGCCGCUGUAGAGAGGUGCAUCAGCUUUACUGGGGGGUCUGAAGCAGAUGAGCUCAUUCUUGGCCUUGAUGAUGUAAUGCUACAGUACAUUUCCACCCUACAAGACACAUUAAAAUCUCUUAGAGCUAUAUGUGGAGUGGAUAUUACUGGUGAUGGCAUUGGUUCAAAGAAGGAAACCGGAUUUUUGGACAAAAAGGAAGGAGCUCAUGGUUCUCGUAAAGCUGACUUGAUCUCAAACGAGGAGGAGUGGUCAAUGGUUCAAGGUGCACUGCAGAUCCUUACAGUGUCAGAUUGUUUAACUAGCAGAUCCUCAGUCUUUGAAGCUUCAUUGAGAGCUACUCUUGCUAGACUCAGCACAAGCUUGUCACUUUCAGUAUUUGGGUCUAGUCUGGACCAAAACCGUUCUCACACCACCAGCGGUGAUGGGAGUGCGGAAUUGUCUUUGGCUGCCUUGGAUGUGGCAACUGUACGGCUUCUUGAUGCUCCUGAAAAGGCCCGGAAACUCUUCAGUCUUUUGGAGCAGUCAAAGGAUCCCCGAUUUCAUGCCCUUCCACUCGCAUCUCAGCGAGUCGCAGCAUUUGCGGAGAAGGUGAAUGAACUUGUUUAUGAUGUACUCAUUUCCAAAGUACGGCAACGGCUGAGUGACGUGUCUCGAUUGCCAAUCUGGUCUUCAGUCGAAGAAACUAGCGCUCACCCUCUUCCUAGCUUUAGUGCAUACCCUCAGUCCUAUGUGACCAGCGUUGGAGAAUAUCUUCUUACGCUACCCCAACAGUUAGAGCCACUUGCUGAGGGCAUUUCAAAUAGUGAUGCAAACGUCGAUGAAGCACAAUUCUUUGCAACUGAAUGGAUGUUCAAGGUUGCGGAGGGUGCAACAGCUCUUUACAUGGAGCAGCUGCGGGGGAUUCAGUAUAUAACAGAUCGUGGUGCACUACAACUCUCUGCUGAUAUCGACUACUUAAGUAAUGUGCUUUCUGCACUUUCGAUGCCUAUUCCUCCAAUCCUCGCCACAUUCCAGACCUGCCUUUCAACCCCUAGAGAGCAGCUGAAGGAUCUUCUCACGACAGAUUCUGGUAAUCAGAUCGAUGUUCCGACGGCCAAUCUUGUCUGCAAGAUGCGGCGGGUGAAAUUAGAACAAUAAUCGCUUACCGUCAAGUUUUUCACUGAGUUUGACAAAAUAGGUAACAUAAUCAGCUAAAUAUAUUACGUGCAUGUAUUUUUUCUUCCUCCAUAACUUUCAUAUGUUAACAAUGUAAAGUAGGCAUAAGCUGAGAUUUUCAGAAUAUGGAAGCAGUUAGAAAGUGUAUUCUUUUUCCUCUGUACAUUUUGGCAAUUUAACGGAAUGCAAAAUGUGAAAGCAAGUUGACAUUCUA